AUGGCCUCUUCUCUCGACGUCUUUUGUCAAAAAAAAAAGCUAUUGGUGGGUCAUUUUACUAUUAGCUAUUGGUGGGUCAUUUUACUUCACGCAGGAGCUGCAAGUAACUCUAAUUUGAGUGAUGAUAAAAAGAAACGAAGGAAAAACCCUAAGCCUCGGCACUUAAGUUCGUAUGGGAAGCGUAAUAACACUCCAGUUCAACCCUCAGAAACUGAAACCAAGAGCCAAGGCAAAAGAGUUUGCUUCAACAACUCUGAUGUAAGACAGAUGAAGCAAAACACUUCUUCUAGAGAAAAUCAGUUUGGCAUAAAAGAAACUGUCUUGGAGAAUUUCCCCAACGUCACUCCUCAGUUUAUGUCAGACCAAAUCAAUGGCCAUCAAGAUAAACCUGAGAAGGCGAAGAAGAAUCCGGAAAGCUAUGGUUUAGGGCUUGAGCAAUGUGUGAAGAUCAUAAGAAAGCUUGAGUGUUCAGGUUAUGUUGAGAGCACUUUUAGACAAAAGUUUUUGACUUGGUUUAGCCUACGAGCUACGAGUCAGGAGAGAAAUACUGUCACGACAUUCAUGAAUGCUUUCAAUGAUGAUUCAAUGGCUCUGGCUGAGCAGCUCGUUGACACAUUCUCUGAUUGUAUAUGGAGCAAGGGUUCUGUGAUUGGCGAUCGCGAUGGAGGUGGCAGUAGUGGUGUCUCAUUGUGUUGUAUUUUUUUUCUUCCCGAUUGUUGA
Arabidopsis thaliana (thale cress) is the source of this 720-nucleotide messenger RNA. It is a transcript of the gene VEL3, whose product is annotated as vernalization5/VIN3-like protein. The coding region runs from base 1 to 720 and encodes 239 amino acids. The transcript has 4 exons. NCBI's taxonomy places the organism in Eukaryota, Viridiplantae, Streptophyta, Magnoliopsida, Brassicales, Brassicaceae. Gene Ontology annotation, biological process: epigenetic regulation of gene expression; vernalization response. The record is from RefSeq and is marked reviewed.